UUCGAAAUUAAAAUCCGUAGAAAUGACUAAAACUAAAGUGUUAAGAACAGCACCAUCUAGCGUUCGGAAAAUUGUCUUAAAAAAGUAUGAAAAAAUGAACGAAGCGCAACAAGAGAAAAACAGAUCACGCAUGGCAAAAAUCGGCGCUUGCGCUCAAUUGAAAAUUCCUAAUUUUAAUUAUUCUACGUCGGCUGUUUUAAUGGGAACGAAAGACGACCCAUGCGAUUCAAAGAGACCGGCAGUGAGUAACGGCGAUACUAAGUCCAAGGAUAAUCAAGGAUUACCUGUGAAAUCAAUACCAGGUGCUAAAGGACAAAUUAUUGCAGUAAUUGGCGCAGUCGUCGACGUACAGUUUGACACGCACUUGCCACCAAUUUUGAACGCUUUGGAAGUGCCGGACAGAAAGCCUCGUCUUAUCUUAGAAGUGGCACAACAUUUAGGGGAGCGGACUUGCAGGACUAUUGCUAUGGACGGCACCGAAGGUUUGGUACGUGGUCAACCCGUUACCGACACGGGUGCGCCUAUCACUAUACCCGUCGGCGAACCGACGCUAGGACGGAUCAUUAAUGUUAUUGGAGAGCCUAUUGAUGAACGUGGUCCCAUCAAGACGGACCAGUAUGCGCCGAUUCACGCUGAGGCGCCGCCUUUUGUCGAAAUGUCUGUCGAGCAAGAAAUCCUAGUUACGGGCAUUAAAGUAGUAGAUCUCCUGGCGCCUUACGUUAAAGGUGGCAAGAUCGGAUUGUUUGGUGGAGCGGGCGUCGGGAAGACGGUGCUUAUCAUGGAAUUGAUCAAUAACGUUGCCAAAGCACAUGGAGGAUUCUCGGUGUUCGCGGGUGUGGGCGAGCGAACUAGAGAAGGUAACGAUUUGUACAACGAAAUGAAAGUCGGAGGCGUUAUAACGGACGAUUAUAAAACCUCUAAGGUGGCGCUAGUAUACGGUCAGAUGAACGAGCCGCCGGGCGCGCGGGCUCGCGUAGCUCUUACCGGUCUUACGGUCGCCGAGCAUUUCCGCGACAAAGAGGGACAGAACGUGCUACUCUUUAUUGAUAACAUAUUCAGAUUCACGCAAGCCGGCUCAGAGGUGUCAGCGUUACUGGGACGUAUUCCAUCAGCGGUGGGCUAUCAGCCUACACUAGCGACGGACAUGGGCACAAUGCAGGAACGCAUCACCACCACUAAAGCUGGCUCUAUCACUAGCGUGCAGGCGGUAUACGUCCCAGCAGACGAUCUAACGGACCCAGCGCCGGCUACAACCUUCGCUCAUUUAGAUGCUACCACAGUGCUCUCUCGAGCUAUCGCCGAGUUGGGUGUCUACCCUGCGGUGGACCCUCUCGACUCUACUUCCAGGGUCAUGGAUCCGCAUAUCAUUGGACAAGAGCAUUAUAACGUGGCUAGAGGAGUGCAGAAGAUUUUACAGGACUAUAAGUCGCUGCAGGACAUCAUCGCAAUCCUCGGCAUGGACGAGCUCUCUGAAGAGGAUAAGUUGACAGUGGCUAGGGCGAGGAAGAUACAGCGCUUUCUCUCACAGCCAUUCCAGGUGGCUGAAGUAUUUACCGGUCAUAUCGGCAAAUUGGUGAAAUUAGAAGAAACUAUCAAAGGAUUUCAACGGAUACUAAAAGGAGAGUUGGAUCACAUCCCAGAAGCAGCAUUUUAUAUGGUGGGAACUAUAGAAGAUGUCAUUGCCAAGUCACAAACGUUAGCUAAAAAUGUUUAGAAGUAACUAAUAUUGUUCAUCGUCGAAACACUUGUUUCUUGUU
This is a messenger RNA of Papilio machaon (common yellow swallowtail), 1757 nucleotides long. Its product is annotated as ATP synthase subunit beta, mitochondrial. The coding region runs from base 23 to 1714 and encodes 563 amino acids. Gene Ontology annotation, molecular function: proton-transporting ATP synthase activity, rotational mechanism; ATP binding; ATP hydrolysis activity. Lineage: Eukaryota; Metazoa; Arthropoda; Insecta; Lepidoptera; Papilionidae. Gene Ontology annotation, biological process: proton transmembrane transport; proton motive force-driven mitochondrial ATP synthesis. The record is from RefSeq and is a predicted model, not a curated record. The transcript is spliced from 13 exons.